AUGUUCCUGCUGACGCUGACGGCCGGCGCGGACAGCCUGCACCCGCCGGAGUGUGGCGUGGGCGAGACCUGCGAGAAGGCGACGUCGUACCAGUUCGCGGUGCUCUUCAUCGCCUUCGCAUUCCUGGUGCUGGGCUCGGCGGGGAUCCGCCCCUGCAGCAUGCCCUUCGGAGCGGACCAGUUCGACCCCACCACGGAGUCCGGCAAGCGCGGCAUCAACAGCUUCUUCAACUGGUACUACUUCACCUUCACGGCGGCCAUGAUGAUCUCCGCCACCGUCAUCAUCUACGUGCAGAGCAACGUGAGCUGGCCCAUCGGGCUGGGCAUCCCGACGGCGCUCAUGUUCCUGGCCUGCGUGCUCUUCUUCAUGGGCACGCGCCUCUACGUGCGGGUGACGCCCGAGGGCAGCCCCUUCACCAGCGUCGUGCAGGUGCUGGCGGCCGCGCUCAAGAAGCGGUCGCUGAAGCAGCCCAAGGACCCGAAGCAGGACCUCUUCGACCCGCCGCACACCAGCGCCAUCGUCACCAAGCUCGCGCACACGGACCAGUUCCACUGCCUCGACAAGGCGGCCAUCGUGGCGUCCCCGGACGAGGUGCGCCCCGGCAGCGCCGCGCCCGCCGACCCCUGGAGGCUCUGCAGCGUGCAGCAGGUGGAGGAGGUCAAGUGCCUCAUCCGCAUCGUGCCGGUCUGGUCCACGGGGAUCAUCUACUACGUCGCCGUGGUGCAGCAGUCCACGUACGUGGUGCUCUCGGCGCUGCAGUCCGACCGCCACCUCGGCCGCGGCGGCUUCCAGAUCCCCGCAGCGUCGUUCACCGUCUUCGCCAUGCUCGCGCAGACGCUGUGGAUCCCCUUCUACGACCGCCUCCUGCUGCCCAAGCUCCGGAAGAUAACCGGCAAGGAGGAGGGGUUCACGCUGCUGCAGCGCCAGGGCAUCGGCAUCGCGCUCUCCACCGUGGCCAUGGUCAUCUCGGCCAUCGUCGAGGACCGGCGCCGUGCCAUCGCGCUGAGCCACCCGACGCUCGGCACCACCAUCACCGGCGGGGCGAUCUCGGCCAUGUCCAGCCUGUGGAUGGUGCCGCAGCUCAUGAUCCUGGGACUGUCGGAGGCAUUCAACCUCAUCAGCCAGAUCGAGUUCUACUACAAGGAGAUCCCGGAGCACAUGCGCAGCGUGGCGGGGGCGCUCGCUUUCUGCAACCUGGCGCUCGGCAACUACCUCAGCGGCUUCCUGGUGACCAUCGUGCACCGGACCACGGGGUCCGGGCAGAACUGGCUGGCGCAGGACCUCAACAAGGGCCGCCUCGACCUCUUCUACUGGACCAUCGCCGGCAUCGGCGUCUUUAACCUCAUCUACUUCGUCAUCUGCGCCAGGUGGUACAGGUUCAAGGGGGCCAGCAACUAA
Molecule: messenger RNA, 1398 nt
Organism: Miscanthus lutarioriparius
Lineage: Eukaryota; Viridiplantae; Streptophyta; Magnoliopsida; Poales; Poaceae
Source: the annotation of a GenBank genome assembly